AGCAAAUAGCGCCUCUCAGUUCGCUGUCAGUUGUUUACGUCGCCUGUCGUUCGGCGUAUUAACAAUAAAAAUAUUAACUUUCCCAUAUUACACAAACCAUGUUUUCCAUCGAUGCUCCUGUUGAACUUCGUGAUUCGGAAUACUGCAACUACCGAUCGCCGCUAAGCACACGAUAUGCGUCGAAGGAAAUGCAAUACAAUUUCAGUGACCAGAAGAAGUUUUCCACCUGGAGGAAGCUCUGGAUCUACCUCGCCAAAGCUGAAAAGGAACUCGGCCUAGAAAUCAGUGAAGAACAAAUCGCCCAGCUCGAAGGAGCUAUCCACGACAUCAACUUCAAGUCAGCUGCUGAACAUGAGAAGCUGGUCAGACAUGACGUCAUGGCACAUGUCCAUACCCUGGCAGAGCGUUGUCCUCUGGCCGCUCCCAUCAUCCAUCUUGGAGCCACAUCCUGCUAUGUCGGGGAUAACACUGACCUGAUUGUUAUGAAGCAUGGAUUGGAACUGCUCUUGCCUAGAGUUGCUGCUGUUAUUAGCAGACUCUCCAAGUUUGCUGAUGAGUAUAAGUCGAUCCCAAUCCUCGGUUUCACGCAUCUGCAGCCGGCUCAGCUGACGACAGUCGGCAAGCGAGCCUCGCUCUGGCUCUACGACUUGUUGAUGGAUGAACGUGCCCUCUCUCGCGCCAAGGACGACCUCCGCUUCCGAGGAGUCAAAGGCACCACCGGCACCCAAGCAUCCUUUCUCCAGCUCUUCAAGGGAGACAGCGCUAAGGUCAGAGCUCUCGAUAAGAGAGUAGCAGAACUCGCAGGCUUCGACACAUGUUAUCCGGUUACCGGACAAACUUACUCAAGGAAAGUAGAUAUCGAAGUGAUAUCAGCGUUGUCAAGUUUAGGAGCAACUGUGCACAAGAUGUGCUCGGAUAUUCGUAUCCUCGCUUCGCGUAAGGAGUUAGAAGAACCAUUCGAGACAUCGCAAAUCGGAUCCAGUGCUAUGCCUUACAAGAGGAAUCCUAUGCGAUCUGAGCGCUGCUGUGCACUAGCGCGUCAUUUGAUAACGCUGCAUUCCAACGCUGCCAACACGCACGCGGUGCAAUGGAUGGAGCGCACUUUAGACGACUCUGCCAACAGACGUCUCACUCUAGCUGAAGCUUUCUUGACAGCUGAUGCCACGUUACUCACUCUCCUUAACAUUUGCCAAGGAUUGGUUGUCUACCCUAAAGUUGUCGCCCGCAACAUUGCGCAAGAGUUGCCUUUUAUGGCUACUGAGAAUAUUAUUAUGGAGAUGGUGAAAGCAGGAGGUGAUCGCCAAGUGUGCCAUGAGAAGAUCCGUGUGCUAUCUCACGAGGCCGGCGCUCAGGUGAAGCAGCAUGGCAAAGACAACGAUCUGAUUGAUCGCGUAAAGGCCGAGCCCUACUUCGCGCCAAUCAUCGGUAAAUUGGACCAAAUCUUGGACGCGUCCACUUUCAUCGGCAGAGCGCCUGAGCAAGUCACCGAGUUUAUUCAGGAAGAAGUAAACCCCGUACUUUCAAAGUACGCUGGUACUCUAUCUGAAGUAGAGAAGCCCGUCGCUUUGAAUAUUUAAUCUGCUUAUAAGUAUCCACCUCUUAAUGAAAACUAAGCUUAUUUGUACUAAUGUAGAUUAAGAGUAAAAAAAACACGUGUUUAAUUGAAUGAAAUAUAUUUACAUUUACAGCG
Molecule: messenger RNA, 1690 nt
Organism: Pectinophora gossypiella (pink bollworm)
Lineage: Eukaryota; Metazoa; Arthropoda; Insecta; Lepidoptera; Gelechiidae
Gene: Adsl
Product: adenylosuccinate lyase
Exons: 3
Coding region: 99-1577 (492 amino acids)
Biological process (GO): 'de novo' AMP biosynthetic process
Cellular component (GO): cytosol
Molecular function (GO): N6-(1,2-dicarboxyethyl)AMP AMP-lyase (fumarate-forming) activity; (S)-2-(5-amino-1-(5-phospho-D-ribosyl)imidazole-4-carboxamido) succinate lyase (fumarate-forming) activity
Source: RefSeq, a predicted model, not a curated record